AAAUAUUACAUUCUGCUGGUCCAACCGCUUUCAACUUUAUCCAGCUGAAUCUGAAGAUCUCUCUUAAGAGGAGAAAGCCAACAUGUUAAUUUCUCAGUGAAAGCAAUUCUCAAGUGCCAGCAAGUCUCCUCCGAUCAGUGGAGUGAAGACAGAUCAAUUGACUGGUCGGGGAAUCUGUGUGCCCAGCGGACAGGGAGCGAAAUCGUGCGAAGCUUCUCACUGCAAUUGAUACGCCAGACAGACAGACAGACAGACACACACACACAACACAAACAAGAGAAAAAUCUUCCCAGAAUUAACUAUUGUGUCUCCCUUGGAAGCACAAAGUAGAAUCCAAGACAGCAAACAAACAAACAGACAGACAGACAAACAACGAAGGCUGCCUUGAUGUUUGCCCUCCAGGAAACCAUUCCGAGAGGUGGGAUAACCAUGAAAGAAGAGCCCUUGGUUGCUGGGAUGAAUCCUGUCCGAUCCUGGAUGCAGUCGGGCGGGAUAUUGGACGCAAACACUGCGGCUCAGAGUGGGGUCGGUUUAGCCCGGUCACACUUUGAGAAACAGCCACCCUCCAACCUCCGCAAGUCCAACUUCUUCCACUUCGUCCUGGCUCUCUACGACCGGCAGGGUCAACCUGUGGAGAUCGAGAGGACAGCGUUCGUGGACUUUGUGGAAAAGGACAAAGAACAGAACGGGGAGAAAACAAACAACGGGGUUCACUACAAGUUACAGCUCCUGUACAGCAACGGAAUUCGAACAGAACAGGAUUUAUUUGUACGGCUAAUAGACUCAAUGACCAAACAGGCUAUCAUUUAUGAAGGGCAGGAUAAGAACCCAGAAAUGUGUCGUGUGCUCCUCACUCACGAAAUCAUGUGCAGCCGAUGUUGUGACAAGAAAAGCUGCGGAAACCGGAACGAAACACCUUCUGACCCAGUGAUCAUUGACAGAUUCUUCUUAAAAUUCUUCCUCAAGUGCAAUCAGAACUGUUUGAAAAAUGCUGGGAAUCCGAGGGACAUGCGACGAUUCCAGGUGGUCAUCUGCACAACGAUUAAUGUGGACGGUCAUGUCCUGGCUGUGUCGGACAACAUGUUCAUCCACAACAACUCGAAACACGGGCGGAGGGCUCGGAGACUUGACCCCUGUGAAGCAGCCACUCCAUGCAUCAAAGCAAUUAGCCCGAGUGAAGGGUGGACUACAGGCGGCGCCACCGUCAUCAUUAUCGGAGACAACUUCUUUGAUGGAUUACAGGUUGUUUUUGGAACGAUGCUGGUCUGGAGUGAGCUGAUCACGCCUCACGCAAUCCGAGUGCAGACGCCCCCACGGCACAUCCCAGGAGUGGUGGAAGUCACGCUGUCGUACAAAUCCAAGCAGUUCUGUAAAGGAGCGCCAGGAAGAUUUGUCUACACAGCAUUGAAUGAACCCACCAUCGACUACGGAUUUCAGCGGCUACAAAAAGUGAUCCCACGGCACCCUGGUGACCCCGAGCGAUUACCCAAGGAGGUUCUGCUGAAACGAGCUGCUGACCUGGUUGAAGCCUUGUACGGAAUGCCACACAACAACCAGGAGAUUAUCCUGAAGCGGGCGGCGGAUAUUGCAGAAGCUCUGUACAGUGUCCCACGGAGCCACAACCAGCUUCCAUCUCUCGCCAACACAUCGGGCCACUCAGGGAUGAUGGGGGUGAACUCCUUUAGCAGCCAGCUGGCAGUCAACGUCUCGGAGACAUCGCAAGCCAACGAUCAAGGUUACUCCCGCAAUACCAACAGUGUCUCCCCCCGGGGCUACGUGACCAGCUCAACCCCACAGCAGUCCAGCUAUAACACCAGCAGCAUGAACGGAUACGGGACCACCGGGAUGACCAAUCUGGGAAUACCAGGCUCUCCGAGCUUCCUGAACGGUUCAACUGCCAACUCUCCUUAUGCCAUCGUGCCGUCCAGCCCUCCUUUGACGGCAUCCUCCAUCACCCUCUCUUCCAAUGGUAACACUACCCCAGGCAUUUUCUCAUUCUCUCCUGUCAAUAUGAUCUCUGCAGUGAAACAGAAGAGCGCCUUUGCCCCUGUCGUUAGGCCUCAGGCCUCUCCGCCCCCUACCUGCACCGGCUCCAAUGGGAACAACCUGCAAGCCAUGUCUGGCCUGAUAGUCCCCCCAAUGUAGAAGAGGAGACGUGUGCAGCACAAAGGCUAAAACAGCUACCGCAAGUCAACGGGUUGGGCCAAGCCGGAGACAAGGCCCGACAUCACCCUUCUUUUUUGUCUACCCCCUCCCCCAAAAUUUGAGACGUUUCAUGCAGUGACAACAUUUUAUCCGUGGACUCUUGGGCUUUUUAUUUUGAAGCGAGUGAAAUACUCUGAGCAGCUGUCCAUGAGUUUAACAAUGUGCAGGAGACAGACAGCGAACUUUCCCUCCCAUUCCCUUCCUCCCCUCCACCGC
Carcharodon carcharias (great white shark) is the source of this 2421-nucleotide messenger RNA. RefSeq names its product transcription factor COE3-like. Gene Ontology annotation, biological process: regulation of transcription by RNA polymerase II. The coding region runs from base 388 to 2145 and encodes 585 amino acids. NCBI's taxonomy places the organism in Eukaryota, Metazoa, Chordata, Chondrichthyes, Lamniformes, Lamnidae. The transcript has 16 exons. The record is from RefSeq and is a predicted model, not a curated record. Gene Ontology annotation, molecular function: RNA polymerase II cis-regulatory region sequence-specific DNA binding; DNA-binding transcription factor activity, RNA polymerase II-specific.